Messenger RNA from Closterium sp. NIES-65, 858 nucleotides. Lineage: Eukaryota; Viridiplantae; Streptophyta; Zygnematophyceae; Desmidiales; Closteriaceae. The record is from the annotation of a GenBank genome assembly.
AUGCCACGUGUACGCAUGCAGCGCAUCCACGCCUCUCCAUUCCCGUCCGAUGCUGCUGCGCGGAGCAUGCGUGGUUACCUCGGUUGCUUCUGCCCCUGCGUGCUGUUCGGCCAGAACGUUCAACGGCUGCAUGGGCGGCAGUGUUUUGGCCCAUGUGUGAUGCAUUGUCUGCUGGGCGGCUGCAUUGUGCUGGCAGCAUACAGCACCCUCGGCCCCGCUGCCUUCUGGUGCACGCCCAUUUCCUGCUAUGCCUGCAACUACCGCUCAGAGCUCCGGGCAAAGUACCACCUGAAGGCUGAGCCCGCAGGUGACUGUCCGACGCACUUCCUCUGCCACCCCUGCGCCCUCUGCCAAGAGCACAGAGAGCUACAAUCGCGUCCCAAACCCUCUGGGCUGGACUUCUAUGAAUUCCCUGUGAGUGCUGCUCCCCCCCCGCUCACCAUGUUCUCGCUUCGCUCUACUCUUGCAGCUCCCCAAUUAGGAGCCUCGGUAACGCUGCACCGGGAAUCACGGGUUCUCCGCCCACCGCGACGUCUUCCUUGCUUAUGCUCCACGCGCGCUGCCGUCUCCGCUGAGAGGCCUUACACGAGACGGGAAUCUGGGCUCGGGACCCAAACAUCGUCUCAAGUGCAAAAUGCUUUGCCUCGCCUGUGCGCCGUAACUGUGCUUCUCGCGGCACUGGUGGUGACGCCACUGGGGGAAGUAGCGGAGGCAGCGGAAGGCGGAGGUCGUGUUGGCGGUCAGGUGUUUCAGCGGUCUCAGAAAGCCAAGGAUCGAAAACCAGACAGCUCACGGACGGCCAAGUCGCCACCACCUCAAUCGAAGAGUAUUAUGACGGCACCUACCCUGCACAUCUGA